AUGGCUCAUGACUUUGGUUACACCCCUUGUACCCUUUUCUGGAACAAAGCCAUACCGCGGGAAGCCAUGAGCGAUGACUGUGUCAAGUUUUCUGUCUUGAGUGUCGGUGCGCUCAUGCAAUCUCUGUACCGUCUUGGUCCAAGGCCAUAUACUGGCUUGAAGCCUUCCUCGGACCUCUCUAGGGCAUCCAGCGACCCAACGUAUCGCAUCGCUCUGCAUUACCACUCAAAAUCGAUAUCUGCCUUACAAGCCCGGAUCCAGUCAAAUUUUGCCACUGUCUCUCGGCGGAAUACACUUAUCAACAUGUUCAUCCUGUUUCUCUUCGAGCUACUGCACGGGAACACCGCGACAGCUGAUCGUAUGCUCACCAGCAGCGUAGAGCUAUUACGACAGCAGAAAGAUCAAUUGGCAGAAGAAGUCAAUGAAGGGUUCGAGCCGCAGCCAGAACCUAUCUACACCGCAAUCUCCAACGAUGAGGGAUUGGACCAAGCUGAGCGGAUUCUUCCCCGUUUGCAAGUCUUCUUUAGUCUGAACUCCUGCUUCUUUCCUUUGCAGCGAGACUGCUGGUCGCGUUUUUCUACCCAAGCAAUACCUUGUACGGUACCUUCAGCAAAAGCAGACUUUAACCAAUUUGCCGCUAUGUGGAAUAGUUUCAUCACUCGCGCUGUAAUAUUUGUCGUUAAGACCUUGCAAGAUCGCUCGUACUGUGAUACAUUCCACAGAGCGUAUUUGAUGGCAAGACGAGAUAUGCUCCUGGAACAGCUUCGCAAAUGGGAAACUGUCAUCAUCGAAAGACUGGAAGUUGAAACAGACAUGGUUGCUAAAAAUACAACUAGGAUAUUUCACGUUGGACAAAAAGUUGUCUACAUCCUCCUGAACUGUUGUCUUGACCCUAUGGAGACAGAGUACGACAAAUACGAUAACAUCUUUGCUGAUAUCAUGGAGAUGAUGCACGCUGUCGAGCAUACUUCGGGUCCAUCGACGCGAGUCGAGACUGUCUUGGACAUCUACGUUCUGCCUGUCCUCAACUUUGUAUCGCAAAAGUGUAGGAACAAGGCUAUCAGAUUGGACUCUCUGAACCUGUUCGAAAAGAUGACAUCUACCAUGGGCGGCUGGGAGACCAGAGCCAGUUUGUUAGCGCGCAGACGUCUUAUGGCGAUUGAGGAGGAUGGUCGCGAUGAACAGGGUAUUAUCCCUGCAGGCUCUAGAUACAUCUGGACUGAUACAACUUGGGACAAGGACCAGACUUAUCUAAUUGCCUACUUUCACGAGGCUGGGUACAGAACUCUUUGUAACAAGGUGGUCGAGGACAAUGUUUAUUUAGAGGAGCAGGAAUAA
This is a messenger RNA of Fusarium musae, 1338 nucleotides long. RefSeq lists its product as uncharacterized. The record is from RefSeq and is a predicted model, not a curated record. The coding region runs from base 1 to 1338 and encodes 445 amino acids. The transcript has a single exon. Lineage: Eukaryota; Fungi; Ascomycota; Sordariomycetes; Hypocreales; Nectriaceae.